AUGAGUUCGAACUCGAAUAAUCAGGGGUGGGUAUGGCUCUCUAUCAGUACUUGGUUAUGCUUGAGCAUGAGCCUCGUGUUAUUGAACAAAUGGAUUUUGUAUAGCCUCGAAUUCUGUGAGUACCACCUCGCCAACUUUUAUGAAACGCUCAGCUCAUUAUUCUCAGACUACCCGGCCUUUCUUGCAACAAGUCAUUUGAUGUUCAACACAAUAUGCUCUCAGCUCAUCGUGCUCACUGGAGGCCAUGUUACCAAGAACACCAAGACGUACAUUGGCAUCAUGAAACAUCUUAAAUUGUUUGCUCCCGUUGCCGCCCUCAUGACAUUCAGCAUUAUAUGCGGAAACAUGGCAUAUAUUCAACUUAGUGUAGCGUUUAUUCAGAUGCUCAAAGCGUUCUCCCCUGUGGCAGUGUACAUCAUUUCUUGUAUAUCUGGUGCUGCUGCCCUGAACGCUGCCAAGUGCCUUGAUAUUGCGUUGAUAUCAGGCGGUGUUGUGAUAGCAACGUAUGGCUGGAGUGAGCCAUCUGCCGUGGGAACUCUACUACAGAUUGUCGCCGUGAUUGCGGAUGCAGUACGUCUUGUCUUGAUGCAACGGAUUUUGAGCACAUAUGACAUGAACCUCGAGGCGUUUGAGAUGCUCUACUACUUGGCGCCGUUAUCUACAUUGACAGGGUUGCUUGCAUCUUUGGGUCUCCCUUUCCCAAGCAUAUCUGAAAUACAGGGAGCGUGGAUAUACGUAAUGGGAAGUUGCGUUCUAUCUUUCUGUCUAAACAUGAUCGGGUUCUCUGUGAUUAAAAAGACAUCAUCUCUUACUCUUAGCGUGUGCGGCAUCCUGAAGGAUAUUGGCCUCAUUGUUUUAUCCUUAGUAUUGUGGAAAGAUGAAAUCACUGUGGUAUCAUGUGUUGGUUACGGCACUACACUUCUUGGCAUCAUGCAUUAUCGUCAUUCUGGGCGUAGUGAGGAACGCUCUCCGCGACUUGGCAGAUAA
Molecule: messenger RNA, 987 nt
Organism: Xylaria bambusicola
Lineage: Eukaryota; Fungi; Ascomycota; Sordariomycetes; Xylariales; Xylariaceae
Product: triose-phosphate transporter family-domain-containing protein
Exons: 4
Coding region: 1-987 (328 amino acids)
Cellular component (GO): Golgi apparatus; trans-Golgi network; endosome
Molecular function (GO): antiporter activity
Source: RefSeq, a predicted model, not a curated record